AUGGCUCCAAAGAUUCUUUGUGUUGCAGAGAAACCCUCUAUUGCAAAAGCUGUGGCUAAUCAUUUAGCAGGAGGUAGUGCGCAGGCUUCAAGUACUCGCAACAAGUACAUCAAGAAUUACACAUUCACCUUUGAUUUCGGUGGACAAUGGGGUAAUUGUAAUGCAGUCAUGACAUCUGUAUCAGGACAUCUUACCUCUCUUGAUGUUGCCCCAUCCCACAGGAGUUGGACUGAUCCUCCACCUAAAUCUCUCUUUUUUGAGGCGCCGGUCAUCGAAUCUAUUGCUGAAGACAAGAAAGUGAUUGCACAGAAUAUUGAGUCUCAAGCAAGAGGUGCUAGGGCUCUUUUCAUAUGGACUGAUUGUGACCGUGAAGGGGAGCACAUUGGCGGCGAAGUGAGAGACCAGGCGCUAAAAGGUAAUCCACGAAUUGAGGUUAAGAGAGCAAGGUUCAGUAACAUUGAGCGGGCGCAUGUGAUUCAAGCAGCUAAGCAUCCAGUCGAUCUAGAUCAACGUCAAGUAGAUGCUGUAGCUGCUCGUAUAGAACUUGACUUAAGAAUUGGCUACGCGUUCACACGCUUUCAGACGACCAAUCUUCAGAAGUUAGGAGGACCAUUGGCAGACAAAAUGCUGAGCUAUGGGUCGUGUCAGUUCCCUACACUUGGUUUCGUCGUUGAUCGGUAUUUCAAGGUGAAGAACUUCGUGCCUGAACCAUUCUGGAGCAUCAAGAUUACGCACAGCCGGGAAGAUAUGAAUGUGAUUUUCAACUGGAAGCGCAAUCGCUUAUUUGACCGAGCGGUUGUCAUCAUACUGUUCGAAAGGUGUAUUGCUGCAAAGUUUGGCAAAAUCACCAAGGUACAGGAGAAGCCAACCAAAAAGUGGAAGCCACUCCCUCUAACCACGGUUGAGCUACAGAAAGCAGCUAGUCGCUGGUUGCAUAUGAACAGUCAGAUGGCGAUGACUGCAGCUGAGAGCCUCUACAAUAAAGGAUUCAUUAGUUAUCCUAGAACUGAGACUGAUCGCUUCGAUAAAGGAAUGAACUUGAGAGCUUUGGUGGAGAAGCAAAUCCAAGAUAACCGUUGGGGUCAGUUUGCUCAAAAUCUCAUCAAUGGAGGCUUUCGCUGGCCUCGAGACGGUCGGAACGAUGAUAAAGCACAUCCGCCUAUUCAUCCUGUCAUAUACGUUGCUCCGACUGCUUUAAAACCAGAAGAGGCACGAAUUUAUGAAUUUGUCGUCCGAAGAUUUCUAGCCUGUUGCUCAGAAGAUGCUAAAGGGCAGGCAACUGACGUGGAGCUUGAGUAUGGAAACGAAAUAUUUCAGACGCACGGAUUAGUUGUGCUAGAGAAGAACUAUCUAGAUGUCUAUAUUUACGAGAAAUGGAACAGUAGCACGCCAUUGCCAAAAUUUGCCCUUGGAGAGAGUUUUGAACCUGAUGAGGCCAUGAUCACGGAUGGGAAGACGACAGCUCCGGGAUAUCUAACGGAGCCCGAUCUCAUCGCUUUAAUGGACGCAAACGGAAUAGGUACCGAUGCAACUAUGGCGGAGCAUAUUGCUAAAAUCAAAGAUCGUGAAUAUGUAUUCACGAGGCCCAAGGCGGGCGGGGCUGCCGCUGCUAGCUUUGACGACAACACGCCAGCUGCAGGUCGAGGAGGGCGUGGCGGACGUGGUGGGCGUGGUGGAAGAGGGGGAAGGGAUGGGAGGGAAGAUAGGGGAGGCGCUGCUGCUGAUGUGGGAGGCAGAGGUGGAGUUGAAGAGUUUAUUCCGACCACACUGGGAGUUUCCCUGGUGGAAGGCUAUGAUAACAUGGAAUUUGAAGUCAGUCUCAGCAAACCAUUCCUGCGAAAAGAGAUGGAGCUCAAUAUGAAGGCGAUAUGCGAAGGCCAGAAGACACGUCGUGACGUUGUCCGCGAAAGUCUAACACAAUACCAACGAGUGUUCCUCGACUCCACAGAGAGAUUAGCUGUCUUGAAAGCAGCAUGCAGAAAAUAUGUGCUUAAUGAUGGAGCUGGGCGUUAG
Molecule: messenger RNA, 2013 nt
Organism: Sclerotinia sclerotiorum 1980 UF-70
Lineage: Eukaryota; Fungi; Ascomycota; Leotiomycetes; Helotiales; Sclerotiniaceae
Exons: 6
Coding region: 1-2013 (670 amino acids)
Biological process (GO): DNA topological change
Cellular component (GO): nucleus
Molecular function (GO): DNA topoisomerase type I (single strand cut, ATP-independent) activity; DNA binding
Source: RefSeq, a predicted model, not a curated record